AUGCCUGGCAUUCCCAAAUCGAAAGGUUUCCCCAGCAGCGCCAUGGCGCAAAAUCCAAAUCUGACGGACCAGACGGACAACAAGGACCAGCAGGAGGGGUUGGAAAUGUUAAGGAGGUCCUUCCCAAGCACAACCGACGGUAGUUGGUAUGGCGCAUUCCGCCUCAAUGGAUCGCCUCGAAGCCCAAGGGCACCCACGAAUAUGGGCGGGAUGUCCCACCAACGGCAGCUCUCAACAGAGUAUGCGUUCCCGUCGCUGGCCGCAGAGAUACCCGAAGAUGACGACGUCCACACCAGCCAUGUUCAUCGUCUCCCAGGCUUACAUACCAUAACUAACCAGGACCCCUCGCGUCGACGGGACUUCCUAUUGGUCGACCCGAACCUGUUUGCCAAAACGGAGCUGGGAGAGGGCGCGAGUAAGCCGCCCGAGGUCUCUGUAGACCCUUAG
This is a messenger RNA of Clonostachys solani, 447 nucleotides long. The record is from the annotation of a GenBank genome assembly. Lineage: Eukaryota; Fungi; Ascomycota; Sordariomycetes; Hypocreales; Bionectriaceae.